Vollenhovia emeryi is the source of this 1076-nucleotide messenger RNA. RefSeq lists its product as uncharacterized. The record is from RefSeq and is a predicted model, not a curated record. The annotation marks the transcript as partial. Lineage: Eukaryota; Metazoa; Arthropoda; Insecta; Hymenoptera; Formicidae. Gene Ontology annotation, molecular function: nucleic acid binding. Gene Ontology annotation, biological process: DNA integration. The transcript has a single exon.
AUUUUAAUAAAAAAGGACUUUUGGUUAAAAUACUGCCUUAUGGCCUAAGCAGUUGCGAGUUGUUAUCCCGGCAACGAUCCCCCAAAUACCGUGCCCCGACCCAGUCGACGGCACAACACGCCGUACGAGUCACCCCUCCUCACCGCUGCUUCGCCUCCACGGGCGUCGAUUAUGCCGGUCCGAUCAAGGUGCGUUCGUCGUCUGGUCGAGGUAUAAAGUCCCACAAGGCCUAUGUCGCUUUAUUUAUUUGCUUAGCCACUCGCGCAAUCCAUAUCGAAUUAGUCAGCGACUACUCGACCGGCGCAUUCAUUUCCGCGUUCAAAAGAUUUUGCUCGCGCCGUGGACUUCCUCAAGCGGUCUACUCAGACAACGGCACCACCUUUGUCGGUGCCGACCGAGAAUUAACGGCAUCUCUUCGAUCUGCUCUCCGCGAUUCAAAUUUUAGAAACGAUACGGCGCUUGACAAAAUUUCUUGGCAUUUCAUCCCGCCUUCCGCCCCUCAUUUCGGCGGCUUAUGGGAGGCCGGGGUGAAAAGUGUCAAACACCAUAUGCGUCGCGUUCUCGGUGAUCACACUCUGUCAUUUGAAGAGCUUUCUACUUUUCUUUGUCAGAUCGAAGCGUGCCUUAAUUCUCGGCCCAUCGCCCCGUUAUCCGAUGACGUGGACGAUCUUCAAUUUUUAACGCCUGGUCAUUUUCUUAUCGGCUCCUCGAUAACUGUUCCGCCUGAGCCGUCUCUUCUUAACCUGAAAGAGAACCGCCUCUCCCGAUGGCAACUAGUGCGUCAACUCAACGAGCGAUUUUGGACGUGUUGGAUGCAGGACUACAUAAAUACGCUCCAGCAGCGCGCUAAAUGGCGCAAGGUGCAACCUGCGCUCUCAGUUGGCAGAAUGGUUCUUCUACGGAACCCGCUUCUCCCCCCGUGCAAGUGGGAGCUCGGCCGCAUUACUGUCUUGCAUCCCGGUAAAGACGGGCUCAGUCGCGUCGUCACCGUUAAAACCGCGACUUCACAAUAUGUACGACCUAUCGGCAAACUCUGUCUUCUUCCGAUCGAAAGCGCCUCAGCUCAACAGACUUAG